Molecule: messenger RNA, 1207 nt
Organism: Prunus avium (sweet cherry)
Lineage: Eukaryota; Viridiplantae; Streptophyta; Magnoliopsida; Rosales; Rosaceae
Product: proteasome subunit beta type-4
Cellular component (GO): proteasome core complex
Source: RefSeq, a predicted model, not a curated record
GCGCAGAAGGAAACCCUGCACAGAAGGAAACCCUAACCAAACAGGUGUAGCAAUUGCUCCUCUUUAUAUACCCCAGCCUCAUUCAUCCGAAAAACAAAAAAUUCCCCCAGCCUCAUUCAUCCGAAAAACAUAAAAAUUCAUCCUAAAAACAUAAAAUUCCCCCAGCCUCCCAAUCUCUUCAUCCUCUCCUCCAUCUCACUCUUCAGAUUCAAGUCGGCGGCGAGAGAAAUCACCCCAUAUAUUCUUCACUUUGAGUUUCUUGAGUUAAUGGAGUCGAACCAAGCCAAACCCGGCCUACUGUGCAACCCUGAAGCCUCUCAGAGAACCCUGUACCCAUAUGUAACUGGUACAUCUGUAGUGGCUCUGAAGUACAAAGAUGGAAUUUUGAUGGCUGCUGAUAUGGGAGGUUCUUAUGGGUCUACCCUGCGAUACAAGAGUGUGGAACGAAUGAAGCCAAUUGGAAAGCAUUCUCUUCUUGGUGCAAGUGGAGAAAUAAGUGACUUUCAAGAACUAUUACGUUAUCUUGAUGAGCUCAUCCUAUAUGACAACAUGUGGGAUGAUGGCAACUCUUUGGGUCCUAAAGAGGUCCACAACUAUUUGACCCGAGUGAUGUACAAUAGGCGUAACAAGUUCAAUCCACUGUGGAACUCUCUUGUCCUAGGUGGAGUAAAAAAAGGACAGAAGUACCUUGGCAUGGUUAGCAUGAUAGGUGUAAAUUUUGAGGACAAUCAUGUAGCUACAGGAUUUGGAAAUCACCUUGCACGGCCUAUUCUUCGUGAUGAAUGGCAUGAGAACUUGACUUUUGAAGAGGGUGUAAAGCUACUGGAGAAAUGCAUGCGUGUCCUUCUCUAUCGAGAUCGGUCUGCUGUCAACAAGCUUCAGAUUUCCAAAAUCACUGAAGAAGGUGUAACAAUCUCUCAGCCCUACUCUUUGAAGACUUUCUGGGGUUUCUCUGCUUUCGAAAAUCCCACUUUGGGUGCUGAAGGAUCAUGGUAGCUGAAUAGAAGCGUGGCUUCGGAACAUGAAACAGCUCACUAGGAGCUAAGUUGAAUAGACGCAUGGUGUCAGAUGUGAAAUGUAUGGUCUAAAUUCUUUGUGAUGAGAUGAUAAUAUUUAUGCUCUCCAGAUGGAAGGCAAACUGUCGGAAGCUUGAAACACUUGAUCAAAAUGAUACUGUUGUGAAUAAAAUUAGCGUUUUACAAGAAUA